Nelumbo nucifera (sacred lotus) is the source of this 1722-nucleotide messenger RNA. Its product is annotated as protein trichome birefringence-like 35. Gene Ontology annotation, cellular component: Golgi apparatus. Lineage: Eukaryota; Viridiplantae; Streptophyta; Magnoliopsida; Proteales; Nelumbonaceae. Gene Ontology annotation, molecular function: O-acetyltransferase activity. The record is from RefSeq and is a predicted model, not a curated record.
CUCCGCCGUGUAUUGGGAACAUCUCCCGGUGAUACCGAAUUUUCAACACAACAGAAGCUCCUGUCGGCACCCCAAUUCUGUGAAGAAAUCCAAUUGAAUCCUUUAAUGACCCAUCGCCGUUGAACAAAGAUUCCAUUCCCUCUGCAACUUCAAAAGCAUAGUUCUAUUCUAUGAUGCAGAAAUGGAACAGGAAAAGGACUCAUUUCCCCCUACUUGCUGUUCUCUUUUCUCUCUUCAUUGCAGCUUCAAUCUUCUACAACGAACGAAAUAUUCAGCAAAUCCACGAAGACAACAAACAACAACAGUCUUCCAUUACACAUACAUCACUUCUCGCCUCUGCUCCUCCAAAAACCUCUGGAGCUAAUGACCAAAAGCGAGCUCUAGCGAGCUUGGAUAGAUUCACUACAUGCGCUUCCACUCGAAAGUACAGUGGUAAGAAAACUGGAUUGACUGACCGUACGAUGGAGUCCAGCCGACGGGGAGGAACUCCUGAGAGCUGUAACUUGUUUUCCGGCAAAUGGGCUUUUGAUAAUACUUCAUAUCCGCUAUAUAACGAGUCGCAUUGCCCUUAUAUGUCCGAUCAAUUGGCAUGUCGGAAGCACGGAAGAACUGACUUGAGGUACCAGACAUGGAGAUGGCAACCCCAUAACUGCAACUUAAAGAGGUGGAACACGACUGAAAUGUGGGAGAAAUUGAGAGGCAAGAGACUGAUGUUUGUUGGGGAUUCUCUUAAUAGAGGACAAUGGAUAUCCAUGGUGUGUUUAUUACAAUCCGCAAUUCCGCCUGAGAAGAGAUCUAUGUCACCCAACGCGCCUCUAACAAUUUUCAAAGCAGAGGAAUACAAUGCUUCAGUCGAGUUCUACUGGGCACCACUUCUUGUUGAAUCGAAUUCUGAUGAUCCAGUGAACCACAGAUUGGCUGAUAGGAUAAUCCGCCCAGAUUCAGUUCUAAAGCAUGCAGCCCAGUGGGAGAAUGCUGACAUACUGGUUUUCAACACGUACUUAUGGUGGAGACAAGGCCCAGUUAAGUUACUAUGGAGUAGUGAAGAAAAUGGGAUAUGUGAAGAACUAGAUGGCCUGGGAGCCAUGGAGUUGGCAAUGGAGACUUGGGCAGAAUGGGUGGCUUCCAAGGUGAAUCCUACCAUUAAGCGUGUAUUCUUUGUUACCAUGUCUCCAACCCAUCUCUGGAGCCGAGAAUGGAAGCCAGAGAGCGAGGGGAACUGUUAUCAGGAAAAUACUCCCAUUGAAGUAGAGGGUUACUGGGGAAGUGGAUCAGACUUGCCCACAAUGCGCAUGGUGAAGAAUGUUUUAGGAAAGCUGGGGCCAAAGGUAUCUGUUGUCAACAUCACUCGGCUAUCUGAGUAUCGGAAAGAUGGCCAUCCUUCCAUCUACCGGAAGUUCUGGGAGACAUUUAGUCCGCAGCAGUUGUCAAACCCUACGAGUUACUCUGAUUGUAUACAUUGGUGCUUGCCUGGAGUGCCAGAUGUAUGGAAUGAAUUACUGUUUAAUCUUUUGUAGAGAUAAUGAUGCUUUUAGCAGAGGGAAAGUCAUUUGAGAAAAAAGAGACAGGAAAGAGAAAAGAGCAAUCAAUUUUGGCCUCAUUAAUAGUUCAAUACAAACUUCCAUAAAGGCCUUGUGUUUGUGUGUGUAUGAGAUAUGGAUAUGGUUGUUCAUUAGCUCAACAGAAUCAUACAUGGCAUGCAUGGUUGCUCCCAUUUCCUUA